AUGUCGAGCCAGAACGCAACCGUUCAAGUGAGCGCAGGAUUCCCAGGGCCUCUGGCGGUCCUUUCGGAUACAGAAAACUACGGCGGCUACCCGACAUUUUGCGCCCUGCUGGUCAUCAUCGUGCUGGGCAAGUGGAAGGUCCGACAUGACUACAAAUCCUUGAUUCCCGUGAUGGUCUACUUUGAUGCCACCGGCCUGUUCCUCAACUGGAUUACGCCGUUCUUUGUCGACAUGACGGUGUGCCAAUCAAACUGGAUGUGGCUGGCGGGAGAUCUUCUGUUCGUUAUCAAGGACGGCCUUCGAUGCGGCUAUCUAAUCUGGAAGACUGUCGCCGUUACCGGCUAUAUCCCUCGCCAAUACAUCCAUGUGACUGUCUGGACCGCCAUUUUGAUCUCAUUUGCGCUGUACCACGCCUUUAUCUGGACCUCCUACAACUUUGUGGGCGAUUGCCAGGGGCUCUCACAUCCCCAAGCAUUUCAGGUGGUCCAGAUCGUGCUCUAUCUCUACUGGCUCUCGAUCGAUGCCUUCACGGCGACCUGCAUGAUCACGUUCCUGCGAGGACACAUCAAGAAAAUGAGCACAAUCAAAGUCAGCCAAAAGGCCGGCAAGCAGACGAUGAUUGCCAGAGUUCUUUCGCGAGAAAUCUGGAGAAUCUGCUGGGCGGCGCUGCUGGGCACGAUCACUAGCUCGUGCGCAAUCGCAGAGUUUGUGCUGCAGACCAAAGUACUGUAUCUCAGGGGAUCGAUCAUGUGCAUAUCCCAUUUUAUCUUGGUUCUGAGCGUUGUCGAUGCCCGCGGCGACGACGAUGGCUCAUCCACCUCGAGUCAAGGAGGACAGCCUGGCACUGUCAGCGUAACGGCCCGAGACACGACAGCCAACCGAGACACCGCGGUUAACAGGGCCUGA
Molecule: messenger RNA, 906 nt
Organism: Polychytrium aggregatum
Lineage: Eukaryota; Fungi; Chytridiomycota; Chytridiomycetes; Polychytriales
Exons: 4
Coding region: 1-906 (301 amino acids)
Source: RefSeq, a predicted model, not a curated record